AUGUCUCAGGCUGAGAGGGAGAACUUCUUGGAUUGGCGCUACAAGCACAUCAAUUCUCAGCCAAAACUUCACUACGUUCUUGCGGAACAUGUCUCCAGGAUGCUAAACUUCAGGUUGUUGAAUGUAACUCCAGUGGAAACGUGGGGCUACCCGGUGGACAACACCAGUAGUUAUGGUGGCGUGAUCGGCAUGUUGCAGCGUGGGGAGAUCGAAAUGGCCUCUUUCGGCCUCUUCUUCAAGGCGGCACGUAUGAACUUCCUCGAUUAUGCUGGAGAGACAGUACGCUAUGAUGCUGCAUUUUUAUUCUUGAAGCCGUCUCUCUCCGACGUCUCCAACAUAUACACACUCCCCUUCAGUCGAGCUGUGUGGGUCACAUACCUCGUAACGAUGGUUGUCUUUUCUUACGCACUACACAUCACCCAGAGAACAGAAAGUGGAAUUGACGACUCAAAAGGAACAAGAUCAUUAUCAUUGAGUGAUUCUUUACUAACAGCUAUUGGAAUCGCCUGCCAAGAAGGAUCUUCUCGUGAUCCUCGGAGUCUGUCUUCUAGGAUUAUAUUCCUGUCUCUGCUGAUGUUGUCUCUGUUCCUCACUACAUCCUACUCGGCCAUCAUAGUGUCCUUAUUGCAGACAACCAGCACAGCAAUUAACAGUUUAAAGGACCUCAUGAACAGUCCGUACACACUUUCUAUGAACGAAUUUGCCACCAACAUGAAUUAUGUUAACGAAACAACAGACACUGAAAUCAAGGAUCUGUACUUUAAGCAUCUCUUCACCCAGCCAUACCAUGAAGCUUUCACCAAGCCAGCGGUUGGGGUUGCGAAGAUAAGCAAGGGACUGUACGCAUACCAUGGCGACGCUGAUGCUUUCAAAAUCAUCAGCGAGACUUACGACGAGUAUGAGAAAUGCAGACUGAAGAGCAUUAAGAUGUUUUCAUCCCUCCAGUUAGCUUUCGCUGUGAAGAAGGGUACACCAUAUAAAGAACACAUCAGACAACGGGCUCGUUGGUUAAAGGAGUCCGGGAUAUCGGAUCGAGAAUACAAGUACUGGAUUGUACAGAAACCAAAAUGCCAUGGUAACACAGAAGGAUUUACAAGCGUACGCCUACAGGAUGUAUUCCCAGCGCUCUUGGUUUUCAUAUAUGGGCUGGUUCUAGCUGGAUUCGUCCUCAUUCUAGAGAUAUUGUUUCAUAAUUUUCACUGUUUUAAGUGUAGGCACUAUCGAGCAUUUCCCUCUUUUCCAUACAGUAACUGAACAGGACGUUGUCGUUCAUAGCGUUUUAUUGUGAACAGCGUAUUUUUCAUGGCGCUUUGCUGUGAACAGCGCAUAACCACUUUCCCCUGUCUCAUUGAUCCAUGUACUAACCCAGACGCAAUCACCCACAUGCAUAUAUCAUGGCAACCAUUACGUUUAAACUUCAGAUUCUGUGCUUCUGAAACCUACUUAGUCCUAACGUCU
Cryptotermes secundus is the source of this 1458-nucleotide messenger RNA. Its product is annotated as glutamate receptor 4-like. The record is from RefSeq and is a predicted model, not a curated record. Gene Ontology annotation, cellular component: membrane. The coding region runs from base 1 to 1254 and encodes 417 amino acids. NCBI's taxonomy places the organism in Eukaryota, Metazoa, Arthropoda, Insecta, Blattodea, Kalotermitidae. The transcript has 6 exons. Gene Ontology annotation, molecular function: ligand-gated monoatomic ion channel activity.